Messenger RNA from Saitoella complicata NRRL Y-17804, 1587 nucleotides. RefSeq lists its product as uncharacterized. The transcript has a single exon. Lineage: Eukaryota; Fungi; Ascomycota; Saitoellomycetes; Saitoellales; Saitoellaceae. The record is from RefSeq and is a predicted model, not a curated record. The coding region runs from base 79 to 1299 and encodes 406 amino acids.
CCGGCGGCCCGGUACUUAAAUUCGUUGAACGUCUAUGCUCUCCUCUCCUCCUUCUAUAACGAACCGACGACGAUAACCAUGCUCGACCAGAAUCUUCCGGUUUAUAAGUUCCGCCGUACACUCGACCAAACCGCAACUAUAAUCUCCACUUUCACCCCUUCGUCCACCCCCUCCUCCUCCUCUUCUUCCGACUACGAGGUCUACUCAGCACAUCGCCUAUCACGUAUUCACACCCGCGUCCUUGACCCUCUCAUUCCCUCUUGUAUCUACGCCGAUCUCACUACCCCCUCCCCCUCCUCCCCCAAAGAGAAACUCAUUACGCUGAGAAACCCAGAUUUGGAGGUUAAGUUUUGGAAUGGGCAUAGUGUGAGGUUUGGCUGGGAGUUUGGGUUCGAGGGGGCGAGGUGGAAGUGGACGCGUCCCAACCCAUUGUCACUGCACGGUCUGGUGUUGUCGUUUCGUCCGGGGGUGAAGGGGACGGGGAGAGGCAAGGACGACCCGCCGAUUGAUAUCGCUAUUCUUGAGGCAUCAUAUAAGAGCUUACCGAGGGGUGCGUCGGUGUUUAAAUCUGCGACUGUACAGUUGCUCGAGCAUAACCUCGAUCGCGUGGGUAUCCAGGACCGCAAGGGAUUUGAGAUCCUCGUUUGUACUAGUGCGUGCGGACUCUUGGAAGGCUGGGAUCCAGGAUGCAAAGGGGAAGAAUACGGGGGACUCCCAGAACCGGUGGCCACGGAUGGCGAGGCACAGCAGCUUUUGCAGGAGCGAGAAGAGGCACGACAAACAGAGGAUGAAGAGGCUGACACGGCGGCUGUCCGAGCUCUCCUCGAACGCGAAGCUGAAGAAACACGUGUUGAGAGAGAACGACAGGACGCCAUAGAGACUGAACGCAUAAGACUUCUGUUACAAGAGGAGGAUGAGAAAGAACGGAUGGAGAGGGCACGCGCGGAGGCGGAGGAGUUGGAACGUUUACGUCUAUUACUCGAGGAGGAGGAGCAGAGAGAAUGGAUGGCACGGGAGAGAGAGGUAGAGGCUGAAACAGAACGACUACGGCUUUUGUACGGUAGCGGUACUGGUGCUGCCUCACACAUACCUCCACCCGCACCCGGACCCCAGCAUACGAUGAGCGGUGCGGGGAUGGACAAUGUGCCGGCGGCGUAUCGUCCCCCACCGCCAUUUCAGAUGCCAGAGACGCAUGAAGGAACAAAUGUUGGGGAUGGUGCAGGUGGCAACGAGAGGAGAUCGAGUGGGAGGUGGUGGAAGAAGAUUACAGGAACAGGGAGUCGAGAAGCCGUCGUCUAAGGUAACACACAGGGAAAUAUUUGGUUUAGGGACACCGGAUGGAGUCAUGAAAUGUUCUGCUAUGCAGAAGCCGAGCGAGCGUGAAACGGUAUGGAAUUUGAAGGCGGGAUACACUAGCGCUAUGGGACGUAUUAUUCGGGACGUCCAGGUUGUUGUAGCUGAGAUAAGGAGUGUGAGUUCAAUUGAGUUGGUCAUCUAGGAGUAUCCACUAUACGCUGUGAUGACCUCUUAUACCCUCACAGACCUCUGCGUCCUUUCACCCGUUCUUCGUACUGCAUUCAAUCCAUC